AACGUGGGGCUGCAGGUUGGCGUCUGUGACUAAACACAGGUUGGGUAGAAGUAUCCUGGGAAUGAACGAGGUCACUAAAGUGGACGUGACUUUAGAGACGAAUGUCCCCACACUGUACCAGGUGGACCAGGAGAUUGCCAACGAGGCGGCGCCGAGCUCCCGCUUUCCACCGGCCCACUUGGCACGCUCACGGUCCCAGAAUGCACUGCGCACUGCCGUCCCAGCGGCUGUUGGCAUCACUGAAUACAAAGGAGUUCAGAAUGAAGAGAUCCUGAAGGAUGAGCUGCCGGUCCUUGGUGCCCCGGACACCAUGGAGAAGACUGCCAGCAGGUCGCGCUGUCUUGUGAAGCAGCUGGAAAGGGGGGAGGCAUCUGUGGUGGAGCUGAAGAGAAACCUGGACUACGCCGCCUCAGUCCUAGAAGCUCUGUGCAUUGAGGAAGCCAGCAUGUGGACAUGUGGUCCUUUGAUGUGUUUGCACUGAACGAUGCUAGUGGGGACCACGCUCUGAAAUUUGUCUCCUAUGAGCUAUUCACCAGAUAUGACUUGAUCAACCGUUUCAAGGUCCCUGUUUGUGUCCUCAUAUCCUUCGUGGACUCGUUGGAAGUGGGCUACAGCAAACACAAGAAUCCCUUUCACAACCUGACGCAUGCGGCUGAUGUCACACAGACCAUUCAUUACCUGCUCCUCAAGACCGGCAUGGUGCACUGGCUCAGUGAGUUGGAGAUCUUUGCCAUCAUUUUUGCAGCU
Gasterosteus aculeatus aculeatus (three-spined stickleback) is the source of this 747-nucleotide messenger RNA. The record is from RefSeq and is a predicted model, not a curated record. Lineage: Eukaryota; Metazoa; Chordata; Actinopteri; Perciformes; Gasterosteidae.